ACCAGGACAAACUCUCCAUCACACGAUGUCCUGAGAAAGAAAAUGUCCAACCGAACCACUGUGACCGAGUUCCUUCUCCUGGGAUUCUCUGACAUUUGGGAGCUGCAGAUUUUGCACGUUCUGGUGUUUCUAGUGAUUUACCUGGCAGCCCUGGUGGGGAAUCUUCUUAUCUUCAUGGCCAUAGCCUUCGACCACCACCUUCACACCCCCAUGUACUUCUUCCUGAUGAAUCUCUCCGUCGUAGACCUUGGCUCCAUCUCUGUCACUGUCCCCAAAUCCAUGGCCAACUCCCUCAUGAACACCAAGUCCAUUUCCUAUGCUGGAUGUGUUGCCCAAGUCUUUUUCCUUCUCUCCUUCCUGACAGCAGAUUUUUCCCUUCUCAUCGUCAUGGCGUAUGACCGAUAUGUCGCCAUCUGCCAACCACUGCACUAUGAGGCAAUGAUGAACAGCAGAGCUUGUGUCCGACUUGCAGCCAGUGCCUGGAUCAGUGGGAUUCUCUACUCUGUGCUACAUACUGGAAACGUGUUUGCAUUGACCUUCUGUAAUGGCAACAUAGUGGAUCAGUUCUUCUGUGAAAUCCCCCAGCUACUCAAGCUCACCUGCUCUGACUCAUAUUUGAGAGAAGUUAGGGUUCUUGCCUUUAGUAUAUGUUUAGCCUUAGGCUGCUUUGUUUUUAUCAUUGUGUCAUAUGUUCAGAUCUUCAAAUCAGUGCUCAGAAUCCCCUCUGAGCAGGGCCAGCAUAAAGCCCUAUCCACCUGCUUUCCUCACCUCAUUGUGGUUUCCUUGUUUAUUUUCACUGGCUUCUUUGCUUACCUGAAACCCAUCUCCAGUUCCCCAUCUACUCUGGAUCUUGUGGUGGCUGUUCUCUAUUCCAUGGUGCCACCAGUGAUGAAUCCAAUCAUCUACAGCAUGAGGAACAAGGAAAUCAAAGGUGCCCUGAGGAGACUGACUGGGUGGAAGUUAUUCACCAAUAAUUAA
Molecule: messenger RNA, 978 nt
Organism: Caretta caretta (loggerhead turtle)
Lineage: Eukaryota; Metazoa; Chordata; Testudines; Cheloniidae
Product: olfactory receptor 14A16-like
Biological process (GO): G protein-coupled receptor signaling pathway
Cellular component (GO): membrane
Molecular function (GO): G protein-coupled receptor activity; olfactory receptor activity
Source: RefSeq, a predicted model, not a curated record